AUGGUAUCGGCGUUCGCUUGGGCAUGGCAGGAGAUGGCUCUGCAAGCCAUGCACGCUGAGCCCGGAGAGUCCGGCGACCAAGAGGCGGCCGCCGCAGGACGUAUGGGAGCUGUGGGGAUGUCUGCGAGCUGGAAGCUGUCAGGAGACGGGAUGCGAGAAGGCCUGGGCCGCAGGAGCGUCCAAGAAGAUGUGGAUAUCCAAGUUAAGGGUGACGUGGAGGGUGACUUCGAGGGCAACCCGGAGGGUGACUUCGAGGGCGACCUGGAGGGUGACUUCGAGGGCAACCCGGCGGGUGACUUAGAGGGAGACUUCGAAGGCGACUUUGAGGCUGAUGUGGAGGGCGACGUGGGUGACUUUGAAGGCGACUUGGAGGGCGACGGUCUCGACUUUGAGGCUGAGGGCGAUGUAGAGGUUAAGGUGGAGGGUGACUUGGAGGGCGAGGUGGACGCGGGAGGUGAAUUCGUUGAGUUGCAGCCCGGCGAUGCUGAGUUGGACCCGAGUCUGGGCGGCCUGGAUGACGGGCAAGAGGAAGCUGACGAACUUCUCGAAGCGGAAGCCCCAGAGGCCUCGGGCAGCAGAGUGGGCCAUGCUCGAGCACGUCCCCGCUCAAGGAGAGGUCGCCCCCGCGCCAGACGCCGACGGAAGGUCGACAUGACCGCGGACCAGAUGCAGCGUGCCUUGCUCCGAUGCGGAGAAUCGCGCAAUCCGGAGGUCUACACUGGCAUCAUCAAGAACACCAGCCGUGUCAAAGGAGUGGGCUUCAUCUCGUGCCAAGCCACGUGGCAGCUCUUCGGGCGCGAUGUGGUGGUCUUCCCGGAGCAGCUGAAGAACUGCGCGGUGGGGGAGGUGGUGCGGUUCCGGGCGCAGCUGGAGGAAGGUCAACCUUUGGGCUACGACCUGCAGCCGGUGUCCUCUCAGGAGGCCGCGGGCUCGGGAGCCCCGCCAGACACUCCAAAGGAGGGCCAAGAUCUGACACAGAUGCUGGCGGACCUGGGCAAGCGCUGGCAAAAGGUGCUGGAGGAGAGGACGGUGGAAGAACCGAGGCCGGCUUCAGCUCAAGGCGAAGCAGCCCGCAGGGAGGCCAAUGCCGGCAAAGCUAAGGCUCUUCCGAGGCCGCUGACGGCGUUCAGUCUGCCAACCUCCGAAGCGAAGCUGGUGCUGCCGCCAAAGCCGAGGCUGCCACUUCCAACUCCGCCACCAGUGCCACCAACAGCGCCGGCACCAACGCCAGCACCGGCGUACACAGCGGCGCCAGCACCGGCACAAGCGCCAAAGCCGUUGCCAACGCCAUCGCCAGCGGCGCCAAUGCAAGCGACACUACCAACGCCAACACCUUCACCAAAGCCAGCGCCAGCACCAACAUCACUGCCGACACCCUUGCCAAAGCCAGCAACUUCACUGUCACCAACGUCAACACCAGUGCCAAAGCCAGCACCCGCACCAACGCCAACACCAGCACCGAAGCCCGCAGCCGCACCAGCUGCACCAACGCCAACCCCGGCAAAGCCGGCACCGGUGCCAGUGACGCAGCCAGCCAAGCCAAGCGCAGCCGCGAAGCCGGCGGCCGCAUUUGCCGCGCGGUAUGGCGCCCCUUCGGCGUGCCCGCCGGCCGCCCGGGUGACGCCCUCGAGCCGAGCGUCGAAUCCGAGGCCAAAGAGCCCGAUGAGACCGAAGAGCCCGCUGGCCAAGCCCAAGCCCAAAGCCGUGCAGCCAAAGAGCCCCAAGCUGCCGCCGAAGAACCCCAAGCUGCCGCCGAAGAACCCCAAGCUGCCGCCGAAGAACUCGGUGCAGGCAAAGCCCCGACCCGCCUCGGAGACAGCGCAGGACUGGAACGACUGA
Messenger RNA from Effrenium voratum, 1839 nucleotides. NCBI's taxonomy places the organism in Eukaryota, Dinophyceae, Suessiales, Symbiodiniaceae. The record is from the annotation of a GenBank genome assembly.